This is a messenger RNA of Aaosphaeria arxii CBS 175.79, 413 nucleotides long. RefSeq lists its product as uncharacterized. Bases 41 to 295 code for a protein of 84 amino acids. The transcript is spliced from 3 exons. The record is from RefSeq and is a predicted model, not a curated record. Lineage: Eukaryota; Fungi; Ascomycota; Dothideomycetes; Pleosporales.
AUUGACUACAGCAUUCAUUUGACUACCGUAGGUACACAGGAUGAUUAUCCAUUCAUCCUCGCCAGAAGAUUGCUACAAACGGUACAAACGGAUACAACAACCAGCGUCUUUCUUUCUCGCGCACGCGCCACCGUCCAUCGUCCACCGUCCACCACGAGUUCCACGAGUUCACAAGUUCACGACACUCUCAACGCCCCGUCCCCCUCCCCCUCCCCCAAAAGAAAAGCCAAAACCCAUUGACGGCCCAGCCCCGCCUUCAACCGCCCGUCAACUACUACGUCUCGUACAGUAUUAGCACUCCGUACAUCGUCGUCUUAUUCCGAUUCUUAUUAUUAUUACUUGUACUUGUAAGUUCUGGACGGCGAGAAACUGCCCUUCUAUUGCUUCUUCAGUGAGCCAGCGCCAUGCGCGCA